This is a messenger RNA of Dictyostelium purpureum, 1089 nucleotides long. RefSeq lists its product as uncharacterized. NCBI's taxonomy places the organism in Eukaryota, Evosea, Eumycetozoa, Dictyosteliales, Dictyosteliaceae. Bases 40 to 1020 code for a protein of 326 amino acids. The record is from RefSeq and is a predicted model, not a curated record. Gene Ontology annotation, molecular function: hydrolase activity. The transcript is spliced from 3 exons.
CUUCAUUAUUGUAAUAUAGUUAUUAAGAUUAUAAAUAAAAUGUUUAAAAAUUUUUCAUUGGAAAGAGAAGCUGCCGAUGUUUGCAACAACACCUGCAAGCCACCAUUUUUGUAUGACUUAAAGCCAGAAGAAGGUCGUAAAGCUGUUGACAAGGUUCAAGAUGCUCCAUGCUAUAUGUAUCCAUGUAAAGUAAAUGAACGUAAAAUGGAACUAUCAAAAGAAUUAGGCACCAUUAGAGUAUUCACUUUAACUCCAGAAAAGAAAACAACUGAAAAACUUCCAAUAAUUCUUUAUGUACACGGUGCUGGUUGGGUCUUUGGUGGUUUCCAUUCACAUCAAAAAUUAGCACAAGAAAUUUGUAACCGUACCAACUCUGUCGUUAUCUUCCCAGAGUAUACUUUAUGUCCAGAGGUUAAAUUUCCAACUCCAUUAGAACAAUGCUAUGCUGUUCUCGUUAAAGCCUGUAAAGAGUUGGCAGAUAAAGAAGGCUGGGAUACAAAUAACAUUGUAAUUGCAGGUGAUAGUGCAGGUGGUAAUAUGGCAACUGCUCUUUGCAUGAUGGCUAAGCAACGUAACUUCCCAACAAUUAAGAGACAAGUUCUCUACUAUCCAGCUAUUGAUGCAAGAAUGGAUACUGGUAGCUACAAAGAAUUUGCCAAAGAUUUCUAUCUCUCAAAAGAUGGUAUGAAAUGGUUCUGGGACGCCUAUCUUAAUGGCUCAAAAGAUAUGGAUAACAUAUUGGCCUCUCCAGCUAGAGCCACCGCCAAUGAUGUUAAAGGUUUACCAGAAGCAAUUAUUAUGAAUGGUGAAGCCGAUGUACUCCGUGAUGAAGGUGAACAAUAUGCAAGAACUCUUCGUGCUGCAGGUGUACCAGUCACUCAUAUGCGUUUCCAAGGUAUGAUCCAUGACUUUGUAAUGCUAAAUACUUUGGAUAAUUCAAAAGCAUGCCGUGCUGCAAUGGAUGUAUCAAUUGACUUUAUUAACAAAUCAAGAGAAGCUCCACAAAGACCAAAGCAAUAAGCAUUUAUCUUUUUUUUUUUUUUUUAAAUAAAAAUAAAUAAAAACAAAUUUAUCAAAUUUUUAAAAUAU